AUGCCAGUCCGUUGGCCACGCAUGAUGCACAGCCAGUACACAGAGGUGGACGGCUCGUUUAUGCAUAAUUCAUGUGCGCCAAGACGGAAAAACCAUUGACAAGCGAACCGCGUAAGGAAAAUCAUGGCCGAAACGAUGGUUGCAUAGUCAAGGAGAAUGCGUUUUUCUUUUUCUCUCGGCUCGCUGGAAGAUCUGGCCGCAUCAUCCCUGCUUCUCCUAUAGGAGAAGGAGCAAUUCAUCAUCCAAUUCAUUCUCGCUCCAAAAAAAGAUAUUAAAGAAACCCUGAAAUAAGGGAUUGGUAUUUUCACAAGGUGUGGUUAUUUUUUGUUAGUUUCUGAGAUCGGCAGUUCGAGAAAUCAUCUGUUGGUUAUUUCUCAGGGACGACAGAUCAGAGACGUAUAGCACCACUCGUGUUGUUUGCGUAGCGGUUCGGACUCUAGAUACAGUCGUGUAUACACAAACACACGCGACGAAAGCUAAGGUGGCAACAAGAUGGCGAAGCGGCAUCUCCUGUCCGCCGACAUUCCGUGCCUUACGACCGUCGCCGUCUUGGCCGCCGUCCUGCUCCUUGCUGCUCUCCAAUCCACGGCCGACGGGAUCUCGGAUGAACUGAUCGCCAGAUGGAAGGAAGAGGCUAGGAGGCAGCAGCAGCAGCAGGAACAAAACGGCAAGUUUGACGAGCGAGACUUGGGCAUCAUGACCAUGAAUAUGGAGGUAGAAUACUCCCCAACAUCAAAAGAGGGUGACGCAGCGGAAGGCAGUAUAGUUUCUUGUUUAAACCGACGCCUUUCUGAUGACGAUGGAGAAAUUCACGUCGUUGGCUUCAAGCCCGAAUCAAGUGACGCUAAUGUGGAUAAGAUCGUUCUGUACGGCUGUCCGCAACUGGCCCCCGGACUUACUGACAAAACUUGCAUAGACGGGUGCCUGGGCCCCUCCAUCAUUUUGUAUGAGUGGGAGCGGGACGGGUGUCCAGACUUCCCGUCCAAGGGAGAGGUUAUCUCGGUUGGCGGACCGUUGCUCAUCCACGAAAUAGUCUUGGAGGUGCAGCACAGGAAAGGUGCCGAUGUCUCCUCUGGACUUACUAUGAAGAUUAUCCCUGAUUCAUAUGUGCGCUCGGAUAAGACAGUGGAGAAGCUGAUCGCCUACUACGAGACUCAGCCGGGGUACGAACCGUGCGAUGAGGACAUCAAGGAGGAGAUACCGGCUGAUGAUGUUGGGCCUGAGAAUGCUAUCAUCCCCGAGGAAGCAUAUGAGGGCGACUACAGAUACGCAAGGGCCUACCCCGGGCCGGCUGAGGGGGCCUUCGACACCAACGCCUUGGAGCCCGAAGAAUGGUGGCCGAGGGAGGCACUUCGCAUGGGCCAGGUUGCUGGCGUCGCUACCGACCAGCAUGGCUUGGUCUACGCCUUCCAGCGCGGCGAAAGACGCUGGCUGCAAAGUGAUUUCGACAACAACCACGUGUUCAAGAAACGUAAGCGGGCUAUUCAACACGACGUGGUUCUCAUGAUGGAUCCGCAUAGCGGAUACGUGCUGGAUUCGUGGGGAGCAGGGAGAUUCUUCAUGCCGCACGGUAUCACCAUAGACCAUGAGGGUAACAUGUGGCUGACCGACGUGGCUUUGCAUCAGGUGUUUAAGUUCCCCGCCGACAUACGGGAGAGAAUGAAGCCCAGUCUGGUGCUGGGCAAACGGUUCCAGCCCGGCUCGGACUGGAAGCAUUUCUGCCAGCCCACCGACGUGGCCGUGGACAGCAAGACCGGGAACUUCUUCGUUGCUGACGGGUAUUGCAACAGCCGCGUCUUGAAGUUCGCUCCGAAUGGAUCUGUGCUCAUGGAAAUAACUGCACCUUCCAACCCAGACCAACCGGAUGAACUGAGGACGUUCGAUAUCCCCCACAGCCUGGCCCUGGCGGAAAAACGCCAGUUGCUGUGCGUGGCGGAUCGUGAACACGGCCGCAUCCUGUGCUUCAACAGCACGACGGGGGAGUACGACCGGCAAAUUGCAAGCGAGGACUUCGGCGGUAGGGUGUUCGCUAUCGCUUACGAUGAUGAAGAAGAUGUACUGUAUGCAGUGAACGGUCCUACAGACGAUGAGUACUACCCAACUCAGGGCUUCACUAUCGAUUUGGAUAGUGGAAGAAUACUGUCUACCUGGAAUCGUCCAGCCAGCGAUCAAGAGCAAUUCGUGGAGCCCCACGACCUCGCUGUCUAUUCAGGAGCCGUCUACGUGGCCGACGUUGGGGCGAAUCGGGUCUGGAAGUUCUGGGACGAGGCUACACCUAGCAACGAAGUCUGGCAGAACACGCCGUGGAAAAAUUAAACAGAUCGCAAACGGGACACUCACUAGAAUCUCAUUAGGUUGUGGUUGUUGUUAAUAUUGUUUCAUGAAUUGCAAACCUUUUAAUAAUGUACGAGUCUCGGUCUGUUUGUAUUACAAAGCUAAAUGUUUUUGAAUAAGUAGUAUAGUACGAGCAAAAUACACCCCAAUUGGUGGAGUGUGAUAGUUUUGACUAUUAUUUCAAGACAGCACAAUAUCCGGGAUUGUCGGGUCAAGCUUAUGGUCGUCUACGGUUUGUUGCCGAGUUAAAAAACAUACAAUACGUAGUGUCCAGAGUCAUAUUAUAGGCUAAAUUAAACCAAAUAAUAGAGUCACUAUGCGGGGCCCAAAUGAGGCAAAUGCAUAAAGAAGUCAUUCUCGGCUUCCUAGAACAAAUGAUGAAAGCAAUUCCUAAAACUGAAGACGCAGAUAGAAAAAUCUACCUUCAACGGUACCAUAAGACUUUGAAUGAGUAAAUACCGAAUAUUGUAAUAAAGAAGCCACAAAGAUAAUUUGUUUCUAAAUCGCAGACAUUGUGAAAAGUGGUUUGGAGAGAUAUAAUGAAAUGUAUGUUAUGUAAUAAUAAUAGAAUAAACACUGCAGAAAUUACUUUAAAAUUAUCUUUUUGGUUGGGAUGAAAAGCAAAAUCAAAUAUGGAUUAUUUGUUCUAUAAUUAGCAGAGGGGAAAAUUAAGAGAAAGGAAUAAAUUAAAUGCAUGUUAUGUAAAAUAUGAAUUAGUUAAAUAUAAUUUUGUGUAAAAGGAGAGUGAGAUAACCAUUGGAAGAGAAGAAAAGAAAGUAAAAAAUAUAUAAUAAAAACAAGUAGAAAGUGUGUUCUUACAAAGCUAGCACCUUGAGUUAGAUACAUUUUUUAGUAAAGUCUUAUGAAAUUGUCCAUUCUUAUUUUCCAAAGUAUUAUGACUGUGUUUUGGUAACGAGAGAUAAAAACGAAUAUUAAUCCAUAUUGGUUUCAAAACGUCAUAUUCAGGGAUUGGCUUGGCUUUAAAUACCGAGUCGCUAUACGUGGUUUUCUUGAUCAUAAAAUCAAAAUAGUUAGACAGCAAAGUUUUAUUUUUGUGUGUUUAUGUAUAGUUAAUUGCAAAAACAAAAUCCCAUCUUAUGUACAGAAAGAUGAUGUCUUAGCAAAAAUGUAUUUGAAGUACACGGCUAAAUGAAAUUAUAAUGUGUCAUGUAUAUUGGUGUACAUACCAGAUGAAAUUUGAGACGAAUUAUGAUGUACGUACUUCAAAGAGAAAAUAAAAAUACUCCGUUGAAGCAAAUAGAACCUAA
Molecule: messenger RNA, 3602 nt
Organism: Patiria miniata (bat star)
Lineage: Eukaryota; Metazoa; Echinodermata; Asteroidea; Valvatida; Asterinidae
Product: peptidyl-glycine alpha-amidating monooxygenase B-like
Exons: 13
Coding region: 493-2316 (607 amino acids)
Cellular component (GO): extracellular region
Molecular function (GO): protein binding; copper ion binding; oxidoreductase activity, acting on paired donors, with incorporation or reduction of molecular oxygen, reduced ascorbate as one donor, and incorporation of one atom of oxygen
Source: RefSeq, a predicted model, not a curated record